This is a messenger RNA of Aspergillus piperis CBS 112811, 2080 nucleotides long. Its product is annotated as ankyrin repeat domain-containing protein. NCBI's taxonomy places the organism in Eukaryota, Fungi, Ascomycota, Eurotiomycetes, Eurotiales, Aspergillaceae. Bases 1 to 1890 code for a protein of 629 amino acids. The transcript has 5 exons. The record is from RefSeq and is a predicted model, not a curated record. Gene Ontology annotation, molecular function: protein binding.
AUGCCUAUGCCAAUCAAAUGUUUUCCUCGUAUCGAUUUCUUCGAGAAACCUCCGACAAUUAGUCCCGGCAUCCGUCUCUGGGCCCAAUGUCGCAUAUUAUGCGUUUCUUCCGUCUCAUCAUGGCGGAAUUCAUUUACGGACAUAUCAUCCGCUUAUUUCAGACACGAAACCCGAACUAUGAUGCAUGAUUCGAAGGGCUGUCCUCUUGUUAUUGCGCGGUUGCCUCAAGGGUUACUCCAGAAACUUUGGUUGAACAGCGGUUCUAAAGAGUUGCAUCAGAAGUCACGAGAAAUUGCUAUUUCCCCGCUUAACUACUUUCAAGGCAUCCUUGACAUAGAAGGUCUCUGUGACAUUUGCGACAGCGAUAAUGAAAGCGAUAAUGAGGGCGAUAUUGAUCAGCUGGCAGCUGAUCUAGCUAAGGCUACUACCGCCGCAGCAGACGAUGAAGAAAUACCUAUGAAUAUCCUGGAAGAUGCAAAGGAACUAGUCACCGUCGACCUAGGAGAUUUCCGGCUUGACCUAGGAUGUGACGUCCAGCCAUUCCAGCAGAAAAGGAUUACCCAGUCAAUUUGCGACUGUAGUGCUGGACACACUAGAGCGGUUCAAGAAUAUUUGGAGACAUCUACUGAGGCUUGGCUGUUUGUUCGAGGGCGGUUCCCCUUCAACGGUAAAACAACCCUCAUCCGCGCAGCAGCUGAGAGUAUCCCCGAGAUGCUGUCGAUUCUCAUCGAACAUGGAGCGGAUGUGAAUGCUGUUGAUAAUGGCGGAAGGAGCGCUCUAAUGGAGGCAGCGCUCUUUGGGCGGGUUAACAAUGUAAAAGUACUCCUACAACACGGCGCGGACACCAAUAUCCGGUAUGUCAAAAAUCGACUGGCAGUUUAUUUUGCGCAGGAGCAUGACGAACUUCAAGAGGAAAGAAACGAUCGUACUGAUGACUAUUUUGAGGACACACCCAGAGCGGCCCUUGAUCGCCGGGAAAUUGUUCGCCUUCUUAGCGCAGAGAGACGAAUGUCAAAGACCGCUUUUGGAGAACCACCCACUGUAUCGUUGUCUCAGUCCUAUAGUCGCACAUCGUCCAGUAUGGAAGAGCCCAAACCAACCGGCAAGCAUCCAAUAUCAGGAUUUGGAGAGACAGUGGCGCGACUAGAAAGAGGCGGAAAAUAUCCGUCUGUUGCUGCUAUCAGCCGAUUGACAACAGUUCCUGGGCAACGCCUCAGUGUUGAGGGUCGCCAUUGGGCAGAUGAUGUACUUUACAUUGCCAAAACAGUGGGUCACCAAUUUCCUUCCCAUAUCCAUGAUGAGGAUAUUGCCUACCACGCAGAAAAGCAACUGAUAGCAUAUUUCAUUGAUCGCCAUGCUUUCCUUCCACGCGAUCUCUUGCCGGAUCCAAAACUAAGAGAAGAAUAUGAAAGGACAGAAGAUGAAUUUGAAAGGUUCUAUUCAAGCACCGAGAUAGGGCGGGAAGUGACUCAUCUCCGGAAAACCAAGCAGGACUUAAAGUACGAGCUCAUGUAUAAAUUGGAAGAACUCGUCAGAAAAGACGAUGAGAUUCAGGAACUGGAGGCAAAUCUCAGGGCCGUUGAAGCGAUACUGAACCGGGUGAUCAAUAGUCCUCAGGCGCGAUCAUUACAGGAGCUAGAAUGCAAACUGGAGAUACUAGAUACGCGACGAUGGAGACAUCGAGACCUGAUCAGGAUGGCUGAGGCACCACCGCUACCGGCUACAUUAACAAAAGCAGCCAUAUUGGUCAAUAAAGCUCCUUGUGAUGAUUGCAAAGUGUUUACGGACAAAGUUAACAAGCACUUUGGGUUAUCUAUACAAUUGUUUGCAGCAGUUUAUGUUAUAUGCGACUUUCAUUUGGAGGUUCUUCGGUUUUAUGUAUUAGAAUGAUAGUAAGUAGGCUUCGAAGUGCUCACUGAUUUCAUAUCAUAUAUGUUUGGGAAUACCGUAUCUAGUUCUAGCAUUAGCGUAUACCGAAACAAAAAAGAAUACGUAUCUUACUGCUACUUACGUAGCGGCGAAAUAGUCGAGGCUCUGUACUCAGUGAGUAGUGGUUUCGGGAUAGAAAUGACCUGUGGAG